Saprolegnia diclina VS20 is the source of this 763-nucleotide messenger RNA. RefSeq lists its product as hypothetical. The record is from RefSeq and is a predicted model, not a curated record. The transcript has 3 exons. The coding region runs from base 32 to 679 and encodes 215 amino acids. Lineage: Eukaryota; Oomycota; Saprolegniomycetes; Saprolegniales; Saprolegniaceae.
UUUCAGUCGACGUUUCCACCGCUGGCGUGAAAUGGGCCGAUCGCAACUGCAGUACCGGCGCGGCCGCGGUCGCGGGGUAGGGCCGGCGGGCCGUGGCGAGCGCGUACCCGCGCACCUGCGCAACCUCGAGAGCAAUGCAUACCGCUUCCAGGAGGACGAGGCCGUCGACGAGAAUGAACUCGAGGACGACGUCGACGAGCCGCCGCCGACGGGGAAGCAGGACUUGCGCUACAAUCCCGACAUCCAGCACAUGCCGGCGUCGACCAGCACGGGCGGCAUCGGCUACUUUCAGUCCAAGACCGAGCGCGAGUGGGAGGCCGACCUCGAGGCCAUGAAGCCCAACGACGUUUCGCUGGACUUCAAGGUCAUUGGCGACCAUCUCCAGACGCUACCGCCCGCAACGCGCUACGACAUUGACCCCAAGUACUGCAUCGAUCUAGUCUUUGAAGCGCCGGAGAGUCCCGUGAAAUCCACACUGCCGCCGACACCGACACCAACGCCUGUCAUAGCGGUCCCUACUGCGCCCGUCGUCGUUACCCCAGUGGUCAAGCCCGCGGCAGCCAAACCGGCCGUCGUGGCCAAGGCGACACCGCCCCCUGCGCCCGUGGUGCCCAAGCCGGCGCCACCUCCAGCGCACGCGGCUCUGGACGACGAGCUCGACGAGCUGCUCAACAUGUAAUGCAAUCGUGGACAAUAAGGAAUCAUUCCAUUUGUUGACAUCGACUAAGUCUCUAAUCCUAAGGUACCAAUACGCGGUGGUGGG